AUGGAAGCCAGCAAGGGGCCUGACUUGGGACUGUGAAGAGACCUUUGCACGCUGAUUCAGAGGAAUGAGGUAGCGGUGUUUAGGAGACAUGUGCUGGAGGUAAAGAUUUGUGUGGAAAGGAUGGAGGAGAGGGAGAAGGGGUUCGUGAAGUGUGUCUUUGAGAAGGAGAAGAGGGAACUGAUGAAGGUGGUGAAGCUGUGAGGGUUGCUGAAGGGGCUUGUGGAGGUGAUAGGUGUUAAGAAUCUAGGAAAUAAAAAGGAAGAGGCUUCUAUUGAGCCGUUCUUGGCUGAUGAUUUCUAUACUCUUUUGAAAGCUAAAGAUGAUGAAAUCGUUGAUGAUGAACUAGAAGAUACAGAAUAUUUAUAUGACGGUCAUACUUUGGAGACUCUCAGCAUUUUGGAACAGAAUUUUGAUGAGGAAUCUCACUGGCAUCUUCCUGAAGAUAUUUUGAAAACCCUCAAUGCUCGGAGACUAUCUGAAGAUACGACAAGAUAUUUGUCUGAAGUUAAGCUUGAAUCCUGCAAAUAUAAUCCGUUUGAAGAAAGCAAGAUACUUGAAGAAAGCAAGGCUCUAAAUUCAAACAAACAAAGCCAACUAAAUCAUUAUGCAGUUCCAUGCAAAGGCCAAUCACCCAAGAUUGCUCUCAUGAUAGUUCCAUAGAUGCUAAAAAUAUCAGAAACCAUCUUGACAAGAUGGAGAGCUCGCCCAAUGCAAUAAUAAGAUGACUGUUGAAAUGCGUCAAAAAAAUCGAAAUAAAGAAGAAAAGAAAGUCAAAAUUCAAAAUAAUAGAGACAGCUCUUCCAACUCUUGCUCUCAAGGGAUCUCAGCUAAAGUUAAGACUACCCAUUUUUAAUUGUUUCUUUUCCUAUAAAGCUCCCUCAAAACGCUCAUCAUUCAAAAAUCAAGACCAAAGAUCACAACAAAAAUCCCGAACCAAAGCAAAAUUCCUUUUCCAAAUAAUUAUAAACCCCCCAAUCCUCUCCACCAUAUCCCUCCUCUCAAUCCCCCAUCUCCCCUCU
Moneuplotes crassus is the source of this 1019-nucleotide messenger RNA. The record is from the annotation of a GenBank genome assembly. Lineage: Eukaryota; Ciliophora; Spirotrichea; Euplotida; Euplotidae.